Messenger RNA from Leucoraja erinaceus (little skate), 2953 nucleotides. It is a transcript of the gene cenpl, whose product is annotated as centromere protein L. The transcript is spliced from 5 exons. Bases 221 to 1216 code for a protein of 331 amino acids. NCBI's taxonomy places the organism in Eukaryota, Metazoa, Chordata, Chondrichthyes, Rajiformes, Rajidae. The record is from RefSeq and is a predicted model, not a curated record.
GGCUCUAGUGUCUUUGGUCCCGGGCUCUAGUGUCUUUGGUCCCGGGCUCUAGUGUCUUUGGUCCAGGGAGUCCCGGCUGAGCAGCCGCCUCACUCCGACCCACCCACCUCUUUCUCCGGUCGAGCUGCUUCACUGGAUGGCUGCUUUCUGAACGAGGAGUUAAAUCGGCGACAGGCCCGGGAGAGCCCUCUCUCCACCCUGGGCCACAUUAAGAUUUGAUAUGGAACACCUGACACCUUAUUGCAAAGCUGGACAGAGGACAGUGUGGAAGCACACAUCAGUUCGCAAGACUCCCGCCAGACGGAAAAUUUCAAGAACAGACUGGCCAAUAGAAAAUCCAGAGCAGAUUGCAUUGUUGUUGCAGAAACAGUGGCGUCUAUAUCAUUUAACACCGCUGUAUCGAUUUUCUUACACCAUGCUGAAGAAAUACUCAAAUGAGUUGUCUGUAUUCAUCGCUUGUGAGAAGAAAAAGGGAAUAGCUGUUGAAGUGGGAAUUGAGGUUGCCGGCAAAGCUAAAUUCUCCAUGCUUGCAGGUCUCCGAGCUACUGAAAGUGAUCCAGAGGCAAUCUUCAUCCAGAUAACAUCAAAGACUCCGGUCCAACAAGCAGCUGAUGAGAAGGUGGUAUGGUCUGGCUGGCUAUGCUGUGUUGAUGGAGAUUUGGGCUUCUUGGAAUCUCUCCCAGUGGAAUUCACCUGUUUGCCCUUGCUUUUUGCCAAUGGCCCUGAAACAGUAACAGCUAUUGUUGGGGAAUGGUUGCAGAAAACGUUUGACUGUUACAUCAGUGCUUUUCCCAUCAGUUCUGAGAACCUGACAUGGAUGGCUGCCAUGUGGGCCAAUUGUCUUUCUGACUGCAUCCACCGUGUAAUGGAACUAGAAUGGUCUGUGCCCCCUGUGCAAUUGACCAUCUCACUGAGUAUUCACCCAGAGGACGCUAAGACACUGUGGGACAGCAUCCAUGGAGAUGAGGAUGAAAUCGGCAUCGAUGAGGUGGAGCUUUUCAUGAGCAGCCUUCAUUCACAUUUCUACAGACAUUUUGGGGUGCGCCUUGCAGCUACACGUCUGGUAAAGGUGACCACAGCUGUAGCAUCUGCUCAUUGUGAUGGGAAAUUAAAGCUGUUCAGCAGCAAGCAUAUAGACCACGUGCUGCCAUUCCUAACUGAGCUGGCUUUUCAUCAAAUACAGUACCGACCCCGUCUUUGCACUAGUAUGGAUUAAAUGUGAUCAAAAACUAGUUCUUCAGUGUCACAACAGCCGAACAAUGUUAUUCAUCUUCUGGAAGUUACUGGGCUGAAUCAAGACUGAUCUGACAGGAAGGAGAAGAUGACUACAGGGCGAUUGAUAUGACUUGAGUGUUCCCUCUAUUAUCCAAUGCAAUAUCUUUCUCCAAGAAAUUUGCUAUUCUUUAAAUCCUUGUGCAGCAUUGAAACUAGAGCAGCCAGCCUGACUAUUUUUAAUGGAGGGACCAUAUCCCAUUUUAAAAUUAGUGUUGUACAAAACCUUAUUAAACUUUGUUUUCGCACCUUAAUGCUUGCACAAAUGUUAACCAUUGAGUGAAUUCUAAAUUUAUUUUAUGUGUGUAACUUCUUAAGCAGCAUAAAAUGUAAAAUUAAAUGUUCUAAUUUUAAAGAUGACUAACCCCAUUCUUAAGUUUCAUAAACAUUGUGGAACUACAUUUCUCCUGCAUUCUCAUUAUUUACUGUACAAAUCUUCUGAAGCUGUUAGUUCACUUUAUUAAUAAAGUUGUAGUACCUUAGACAUUUUUUUUAAUCCUUCACUCUAAAGAAAACAAUUGAAAUAAGCAACCUGAAUUCCCUAGCCCAUCGGUAUAGCUUGAAUAUAAUUUCUAACCAGUUCCUUCAAUAAUCCUGUGAUUAAGUUAGCUACUACACCAAUACUCAGUCAAAAUACAACUUUGACUAUGUCCAGUUCAACUACACAAAAUAGUGAUAGUUCAAGCUAUUUAUUACCUCCCCAUCUCCUGAUCAUGAUCAUUUGGAAUAAGAAGAAUUUUGGAAUUGUAAGCUUGUAGCAAUUGUGCCUCUAAUCUAACUAUAGGAAAUGAAAAGCUGUAUUAAGGAAAGAUUACAUAGGCCCAUACAAUGAUUGUACCAAAACAUUUACAGUUUAUUUGUGGAAAGUGCACAUAACAUCUCAUAACUGCUUACAAAAGUCAUAAAAUAGCACUGAUAAAAUAAAUUAGCACCUGCAGGUGAUGUAAUUGCCAACACACUGAAAUCUAAUGCUUCCAGACGAAUUUGGAACUUGAGGAAAUUGGCAAAAGGUGAACAAUUGACAAUUACUUUGCUUAAUUCUACACAGUGCUAUUUUAAAUGAAAUCCAUGGUAGAAGUAGAGGGUUUUUUUUCCUUAACGGGUUUAAAAGAGAAAAAAAAAACAACAUGAAAUCAGCUGUGACCAAGCACUUAUUCUGGUAUCACUUGCAGCAAAAAACAACAAGUAAAAUAAUUUAUUAAAUCAUGACAUAACCCUUCAACCACAUUCUAAACAUUUGAGCUGUACAAUAUUUUCCAGUGGUUCAGAUCUGUGCAAUGUUAUGCUGCCCAUUGUAAUGAUGUACCACAACUACUGCAAUCUACUCACUUGGCUAACCAAGCAUAAACCCAUUCUGGAAGUAGUUUUAAGUGAUAGGCAGAGAAAGAUAAAAUAUUGCAGCUUUAAAAUCAAAUCCAACCUGAAGAAAUUACCAAGUUCACUAAAUAGAAGGGAGAGCUUUAAAAGAGAACUGUAUGAAAGCUUAAUGAACAUUUUUUUAAAACAAGGAAGAGAGGGUGUUAACAUUAGCAAAUGUAGCAAUCUGAUUUAAAGUCUCUCAACAUAAUAGCUCUUGAAGCAGCUAAGAAUAAUUAUUAAUAAGUACGGAUUUGAGCACCGUACUUCAAGCCCAACUGCAGGCAUGCAUACUCUAGGAUUGGCUGCUUUAGCGAGAAAUGUA